Plasmodium gaboni is the source of this 1542-nucleotide messenger RNA. RefSeq lists its product as hypothetical. The coding region runs from base 1 to 1542 and encodes 513 amino acids. The record is from RefSeq and is a predicted model, not a curated record. NCBI's taxonomy places the organism in Eukaryota, Apicomplexa, Aconoidasida, Haemosporida, Plasmodiidae. The transcript has a single exon.
AUGGAAAAUAUUUAUAAUGAUAUGGAAGAGUAUGGCAAAAUAUGCCAACUAUAUCAAGAGAAAAAACAAAAGAAAGAAAAGAAAAAAAAUAAAGACGAUGAUAAUGAAGAAAAUAUUUUAGAUGAAGACAUACUUUGGAUGUAUGAAACAAAAGAAGAAAAAGAAAUAAAGGAACAAGAAGAAUAUUUACUUGGAAAAAAAAUUGAUAUGCAAAAACUAAUGCAAGAUGAUGAAGAAGAAAAAGAUCAAGGAGGAAUAUUAAAUAAAAACAACAACAAUAAUAAUAAUAAUAAUAAAAACAAUAUUGAUAAUUUAAAUAAAAUUCGAGAAGAUCCAUUAACAUUAAUUAAAAAAAUUGAAUUAAAAAAAAAAAAAAUGAUGGAUGAACAAAAAAGAUUAUUAGAAUUACAAGAAUCCAGAGAAAAUCAACAAACAAAAUAUGAUAUAAAUAAAACAAACUCAAGACCAAUAAAAAAAGUUAAAGAUUGUGAAGAGGAAUUAAGAAGGAAAAUAAAUAAACUUAAAGAAAUGAAUAGAGAAAGAGAAAGGAAGAAAAAAAAAAUAUAUAAAGACAGAAAGAAAAAAGAAAGAAGUGAAAAAAAUUAUUCAAAUAGCGAAAUGGAUGAUACUAGUAAUGAGUCGUAUACAAAUAGUGAUACAUAUGAUAAUACAGUAACUAGUACGAAUAUGGAAACGAAUAUGGAAAGGGAAAUAAAAAGAAGACGAAAGGAUGAAAGGGAAAGAGAUAGGGAAAGAGAAAGGGAAAGAGAAAGGGAAAGAGAAAGAGAAAGGGAAAGACGGAGGUAUGUGGAGAGGGAAAAAAGGAGAAUUAUGGAAAGAGAAAGAAGAAGAGCUAUGGAAAGACAAGAAGAAAUGGAAAGAGAGAGAGAGAGAGAGAGAGAACGAGAACGAGAAAGAAAAAGAAGAAAGGAACUAGAAAGAGAGAGAAGAAAAGAAAAAGAAAGGAGAAAAUAUCUUGAUAAAGAAAGAACAAAAAGAUAUAUAAGAAGUAGUAGUUCUAGUAUAUAUAAUGACCGAGAAAGAAAAAAAUAUGAAGAUAGAAAAAGAAAAAAAAAAAAUCAUAUAAGAAGUAUAAGUCAAAGUACAUAUAGUUAUGAUAAAAGAGAAAGAAAAAAAUAUACAGAUAGAGAUAAAAAUAGAGAUAAAGAUAGAGAUAAAAGAAGAUAUACAAAAAGUUCAAGUAUCAGUUAUCUUGAAAAAGAAAAAAAGAAAAAAAAUAAUAAAAAAAAAGAAAGCAAAAAAAGUUUAUCCAAUGACAGUUCACAAAGUGAUAAUAAAACUGUAAAGGAUAAAAAGGAAAAGAAAAAAAAAGAAAGAGAACAAUUUAAACAAAAGGAAAAUUAUGAGAAUUUAAAUACUGCAAGUAAUGAACAUGUAUCAUAUGAAAGUGAUACAUAUGAAAAUAAUAAAAAUGAUAAAGAAGAAAACAGCCAAAGUGAAAAAGAAAUAAACAGCCAAAGUGAUAAAGAAGUAAACAGCCAAAGUGACAAAGAAGUAAACAGCCAAAGCGAUAAUGAUUAA